AAGCAUCGUCAGUUAAAUUCUCUUUGAGAAAAAAAAAUUAAAAUAAUUAAAUAAUAAUGUUUCGGUUUGCUUUGUUGUUAGCGUGCCUGUUUGUGGCAACGAGCAGUGCUUUACCCGCGGGCAAGCACGAUUCGAAGGAUGAAGUUGCUGGCGCAACAUCGUCUCCAUCUCCCGUUUCACCUGCCAAGCCGGUUGAGGAAAAUGCGAAACAACCGCCCAAAACAACAAUCACUUUUGACCAACGGCAAGAGGGAAAAUUCAACGUUCGCGCCGACUUGGAGAACUUUGUGAUUGUUUUUGUGCCAUCGUCUCCCUCGCAAGGCAUGAGUUUGUUGGAGAUGUUGGCUUCGAUGCGUCGAACUCAGUCGAAAAAUGGCAACAAACGGAUCUCGAGUGAGAAAGAUGUCAAGGGAAAAUACUCGAAGAAGGUCGAAACGAACCCCAAAGAGACUCCCGUUGUCGAUUCCUUCAUCGAGGGACGCACGCCCUACAAAGUCGACAUCUCGAGCACCUUGACAGACGCCAAUUUGCAAGAAACUUCCUCAGUAGUAGAAGGUAACAAUAACAACCGUAAAGUGAUUGUAGUCGAGAGCAGACAAAAACGCGUACCUAAACAUCUUGGCCUCUAUAACAAUGUUUUAAAAUCAAAUUCUGUCGUAGCAUUAAUCAAUCCUAGUAGUACUUCUAGUUAUGACGGUGAAGGGCUCGACGAGCUUUAUCGCGAUACCGACUUUGCGCCACGGCAUGCUGCCGCAAGCAUCUCCUCCUCUGCUUAUCUCAAAGAAUUAACCGAUUCAAUUCCUUCUAUUGAUAGCUUAAAGUUAGAAUCUGCGGACAACGACUGGAAAUUACUUGGUGCAACAGAGCCUGGAUGUGGUCCCGAUCGAAAUAUGCGACGAGACUCUUACGGAAUUUGCAGAUUUUAUCCCAUAGAUGUUUAAGUUUUUAUAUUUUUUUUUUAUCGAGAUUAAUUAAGACUUUUUUAGACAUAAGACAAGCAUUUAAAAAUACAAAAAAAAAGAAAAGGCAAUUAAUAAAGAAUACAUUA
Messenger RNA from Culicoides brevitarsis, 1048 nucleotides. RefSeq lists its product as uncharacterized. The record is from RefSeq and is a predicted model, not a curated record. NCBI's taxonomy places the organism in Eukaryota, Metazoa, Arthropoda, Insecta, Diptera, Ceratopogonidae. Bases 57 to 941 code for a protein of 294 amino acids. The transcript is spliced from 2 exons.